This is a messenger RNA of Paramormyrops kingsleyae, 1149 nucleotides long. Its product is annotated as glycoprotein hormone beta-5-like. NCBI's taxonomy places the organism in Eukaryota, Metazoa, Chordata, Actinopteri, Osteoglossiformes, Mormyridae. Gene Ontology annotation, biological process: regulation of thyroid hormone receptor signaling pathway; G protein-coupled receptor signaling pathway. Gene Ontology annotation, cellular component: cytoplasm; extracellular region. The record is from RefSeq and is a predicted model, not a curated record. Gene Ontology annotation, molecular function: hormone activity.
AUGCAGCCUCGCUCCUGUUCCCUCUUCUUCAUCCUCUUGCUGGGCACCGGAGCCCUUUCCGUGUCUGUGACCCUGGAGACGUUCCGUGGCUGUGCCGUGCGCCAGUUCUCCUUCCUGGCCCAGAAGCCGGGCUGUCGAAGUCUGCGCAUCACCACCGAGGCGUGCUGGGGUCGCUGCAACACCUGGGAGAAGCCACUCCCGGAGCCUCCCUACAUCCAGAGGCAUCACCGCGUCUGCACAUACAGCCGCAUUCGGUACCUGACGGCUCGCCUACCUGCCUGCCCGCCUGACGUCUCGCCCCUGUAUCCCUACCCACUGGCCCUGCAGUGUGACUGUGCGGUCUGCUCCACCCAGGACACGGAGUGUGAGACCUUCUAAGCGUGGGUUUCCAUGGGCCACAGGGCAGGAAUACAGGAAGACCCAGUACAGCGCAGCUCGGCCUGGGGGGAGCAGCUCAGACACAGCAGACGUCUGCUGUAAGCGGGUGGUUUAAUGCUCACCAGUAGGUCGUAGGUACACAGCCGUGGAAUGAGACUGCUUUUCAAUGCCUAAACAGUCGGGUGACUUUCAUUAAUCUAGCAGUAUGAGCCGUUCAGUGUAAAAAUGUCAGCUUCUCAUGCUUUUCUGUAUAACCAUUAGCUAAGCAAAUGUGAUGUAAGCACAGAAUAACACUCCCAGGGUGACAAAUAAGCUUUUAUUUUACACAGUGCAGUGAUUACAGCACACAUAGAGGGCAGCAGAGAGUCCUGCAAACUCCCAAUUACAGUGUGUAGCCCCACUGAUCAGUCCCAUCUCUUGUGCCUAUCAAAGAUCUAGAUUUGACUCUCAUUUCGGUUAACAGCAUAUCUUUGGCACUUAAGAGUCCUCAAAAUGUUACGCUUAUAAAUGUAAAGUGCACACAUUCUUCCGUCACUGAUGACAUCGGGCAGUGGAAUGAGAUGGACAGCAGAGUUGGGAGAACAGGGCAGACAUGGCGUGUCUGCUGGGUAUCUCUGAUGCUCUGGUAGCCAGAGGCACCUGCACGCCCAGCUCAGUGUGUAACACCAAAGCUCUUAUGGGAUGGCUGUUCUGUAUAUGUAUUCACACAUAUGCACUGUUACAAAAAAACUGAAUUAACAUGAAUAAAAAAAAAUGUAAUCUUGCUUUUUA